Messenger RNA from Homalodisca vitripennis (glassy-winged sharpshooter), 2119 nucleotides. RefSeq names its product JNK-interacting protein 1-like. The record is from RefSeq and is a predicted model, not a curated record. Gene Ontology annotation, biological process: regulation of JNK cascade. Gene Ontology annotation, cellular component: cytoplasm. Bases 337 to 1572 code for a protein of 411 amino acids. Gene Ontology annotation, molecular function: protein binding. NCBI's taxonomy places the organism in Eukaryota, Metazoa, Arthropoda, Insecta, Hemiptera, Cicadellidae. The transcript has 7 exons.
UGUUUACAAUUUUUAAGGUUUAUAAGACGUAAAUUCACGAUUAUAACAAAUAUAGAUAAACACAUUUAAUUCAUAUUUUGACAUGGUAUGUUAAUAACUAAUGUAUUUGACGAAAUAAAUUACGAUAUACAGUGGUUUUGCUUUCGGUCUAAAAAUAGUCUGUGUAAAGGCUGGGUUAUUAAUGUGUCAUCUCAACACUGACCUACUUUCAUUAGAAACACUUUUUCAAUAAAACUCUAAACCGAAACCCCUUAGAGAGCCCUUACAAAGCAGCAGUCUGACAGCGAGAGGCGGCGAUCAAUAGGUGCGCGCACUGCGCUCGCGUCACCACGGAAGAUGGCGGACACGGAGUUCGAGGAGUUCAGAAAUUAUUUCGAAUCUCUUCCACAACACUUGAAGGCACCUGCUCACACUUACACGCUCGUACAUGAUGUGGGUCUGGAUGAAGACUCACCGACAUCAUCCAAGGCCAGCGAGCAGGAGGAGACAAAGGAGUUGGAUGGACCCAUCACCCUGAGCAGCAGCGAGGAGGACUUCCCACCAGCUGAAUUACACAGGACUCGUUACAUACCUGGAAAUGACCGAACUAUGGAACGUUUUGUUGCAGCAUCAGUAUUAAGCUUAGCUGACGAGUUAGGAGAUGCACUGUCGCUACAGCUCGCUAUCAGUCGUAGUAACCCUCCUCGUUCAUUGCUCAUGCUCAAGUGCCACGGUUAUCUGAGAAACGAGGACAGUUCUCCUGACUCCGAUAGGUUCCAAAGCACUGACGUAGACUCGGGUAACUCCACUGCUCACAGUCCUGAUGGUCCCAAGUCCACCUCGCCACAACCUACAAUAGCCACCAACCACAGUUUUAGCUUCCCUGCAGAUUCUGACACUCCGGGAUCACCCACAAGUUCUGCUGGACUGCCUUUCACCCAACUGGAACUGCUGGAAGCUACCCACCGAGGUUUGCACAAGUUCAUACCCAGGCAUAGAGACGAGAUGGAGGUGGAAAUUGGAGAUCCCAUUUAUGUACAGAAGGAGGCGGAUGAUUUGUGGUGUGAAGGUGUCAAUCUGAGGACAGGCAGGCAAGGAAUAUUUCCAUCGGCAUACGCAGUGGACAUGGAGUAUAACGACUUCGAUCCUAACACCCCAAAAGUGAAGCGAGAACGGUUUUUGUUGGGAUACUUGGGAUCGGUGGAGACGAUAUGCCACAAAGGCAACUCAGUACUCUGCCAAGCAGUCAAGAAGAUCGUUGCGACCAAACAUAAAGCCCACUCGUGUAUACUGGAGGUGUCAGACCAAGGCCUGCGCAUGGUUGAUAAGAGCAAGCCUCCAGGUUCAAGUGCUCCUUGUCACGAUUACUUCUACUCCCUCAAAAAUGUGUCUUUCUGUGCGUUCCACCCGACUGACCAUAGGUACCUGGGAUUCAUUACUAAACACCCCCAACUACACAGGUUCGCCUGUCACGUGUUCCUUGGCUGUGAAUCUACUCGACCAGUUGCUGAGUCAGUUGGGAGGGCCUUUGAAAGGUUUUAUACCAAAUUCAUUGAGACUGCAUAUCCCAUAGAAGAUAUUUAUAUAGAAUAAUUUAUCUUAAUUUAAGUAACAGAGACCAGAAACCUACAAUAAAACAGCUUCUCUCUGCACAUUCCUCAUACUAAUGGUGGCUGGUGGCAAUCUAAGCUUUACAGCUAUCUGAACUAAUUUCUUCCUCUUCAAGAAGUUUCGCACCUUGCUUGGAUCAUAAAACUGAGAUAGUUCGGACAUAAUGAGAUUUAGUCUAUCAACACAUUUAAAACAUCCAAAUAAGGACCUGUGCAAAAUAUCAAACUCCUAAAUCAGACUUAUCGGAAAUGAAAGUAUAUAUAGAUGGAGGAUUGGAGUUUUAGGGUACUAUACAGAGUAUUCAUAAAUUAUUCUAUAGUCACAUAGAAAAAAAUAAGAUACUUAACAUAGAGUAUGGUGUGCCGCCAAUCACCUGUGUUUUUUUUCAAAUAAAUUGUAUCUUUAAUCUUUUGACAGCCUAAAAUUUUAUAUUUUACUUGAAGUACUUAAAAAUACCAUCUAUUUCUCUACUAACUGUAUACACCUGACAAUUUUUAAUAGUUUUAUUAAGAUUUAGUAAAUUGACACU